CCGGAGCUUCCUGCACUACAAACCAAGCCGAGAGAGAGACUCCCAAAGAGCGCCAUUGCUUUCUCGCUGUCUAGACACACCGGUGCGGCCCCUGCAAAACGCACCCAGCCAUGAGAGCCUCGGCCGCGAGGCUCAUGGCGGCGGCGGCCUCGACGCCGCCGUCGUCAGCCCUGAGGCCGGCGCCCCUGGCGCUGCUGCCGCCGAUCCCGCUGUACCGGCGGCUGCUGAGGGCGCACCGCAAGCACCUGUCGCACGAGAUGCGCGUGCUGGGCGACGAGUACGUCAAGGCCGAGUUCAGGGCGCACCGGAACGUCGACAACCCGGCACAUCUGAUUGGGUUCUUGACCGAGUGGCAGCUGUACGCGCAAACGGUCGAGGGCGACUCCUGGGCCGAGGAGAAGAUCGACCCGGCAAAGAUGCAAAAGCUCAGCGAGGAACAGGUCGGGCAGCUCUACGAGCUCAUGAUGGCCAUAAAGACGAGAAAGAACAGGGGAGGGGAGGGGGAAUAGAUGUAAAAAUAGCAACAGUGUCUGAAUUUAUACCAACGCUAGAAAUGUAAUGUCUUUUUUGGACAUUUGGGUUGUCACUCUAUGCUACGGCUGUAAAUACUACUCACGCAAUAAUCUCAUUUCCUAGGCCCAGAUUUUCACGUUGC
Messenger RNA from Gaeumannomyces tritici R3-111a-1, 655 nucleotides. RefSeq lists its product as hypothetical. The record is from RefSeq and is a predicted model, not a curated record. The coding region runs from base 111 to 509 and encodes 132 amino acids. NCBI's taxonomy places the organism in Eukaryota, Fungi, Ascomycota, Sordariomycetes, Magnaporthales, Magnaporthaceae. Gene Ontology annotation, biological process: succinate metabolic process; mitochondrial respiratory chain complex II assembly. The transcript has 3 exons. Gene Ontology annotation, cellular component: mitochondrion; mitochondrial intermembrane space.